AUGGAGCUAACUGCAGGCCUAUAUACUACUUCCAGCUUUGACCCAUGUUAUCAAUACAACACUCUGAAUAAUUUUUGGCGAACUAUAAGACCAAUGUACUACAAUGACCGUGAUGACACACUACUUGAAUGGAGCGGCUGGUAUCGGCUGUAUCUGAGUGGACAAAGUGCCCAGAUGUCUGAGUGGUGUGUGACUGAUAUGAGCUGUGGUGGUUACACUGGACUGUAUCUCAACGGUUCUCAUCCAACACUUGAGGAUGGGGUGGUGACCCGGGAUGUUUUGGGAAGUCGUAUACAGUAUAACCAGUGUGGAAAAUACAGAUCCACGUCCAUCCAAGUCAAAGCCUGUCCAGGAGAUUAUUACGUCUAUGAACUCGUCAGGCCAGAUCUGUCGAUUCCCAGACCUUCAUACUGUGCAGUUGCUUUCCCAAGCAUCAGCAGUGACCCCUGCUACAACUAUGAGUCUCUGGAUCGCCCCUGGAGAGGCAACAAUUUAACUGGGGAUUACAUUUGUGAUGAAACUUUCUCCUGGAGUGGCUGGUGGGAUGAUCUGUGGCUUCUAGAUUUGAUGAUCUAUGGCUUCUUUGCAAGGUCCUAG
Messenger RNA from Danio rerio (zebrafish), 597 nucleotides. NCBI's taxonomy places the organism in Eukaryota, Metazoa, Chordata, Actinopteri, Cypriniformes, Danionidae. The record is from RefSeq and is a predicted model, not a curated record.